This is a messenger RNA of Closterium sp. NIES-65, 378 nucleotides long. NCBI's taxonomy places the organism in Eukaryota, Viridiplantae, Streptophyta, Zygnematophyceae, Desmidiales, Closteriaceae. The record is from the annotation of a GenBank genome assembly.
AUGACGCACUAUAUGCAGCCGUACGUGGACAGGUACCUCAUCAGUCACGAGGUGGCAUGCCUUGUCCCAAUCAAAUACCUGGCAAGCGGCAUGUCGUUCGUAGACUUGUCCUCCGUGUUCGGGCUGUCCAAGACCCUGUGCCACAUGCUUGUUGACGCGCUCCUCAUGCAUUUCCCGUCCGCCUUCAAGCAGCAGUGGGUCCACUUCCCGACCCGUGACGACCUCGACGAGAUGGCCGAGGAGUUCCGCGCCAUCAAGGGGGUACCUGCGGUAGUGGGGGCUAUAGACGGCACACACAUACCCAUGAAGGGGAUGGAGGGGCACAGGCAAGAGUAUUACAUGCGGAAGCCUAAUGGAGGACUGGGAGCAGUGCUUUAA